AUGAAUUCUCUUCAAUUUCAAUUACUUACAGAAUCUUUAGAUUCUGUCAUAACUGAGUUAGAACCUGAAAUUGAUAUUGAUAUUGAUCCAUGUUAUGAUGACAAUUUUGUCAAAUCUAUCAUUCUUCAUUAUUUAAACAAUCCAUCUCGAAGUAUAAAUGUUCGUAUAAAAUCAGAUCACUGGUACUCUAAUAUUCUGUUUAAUUAUGAUGAACUUUGGUUUCGUCAAACUUUAAGAAUGAAACCAUCAACGUUUUGGAUGAUUGUUAAUAAAAUACAAAAUCAUGAGAUUUUUAAAAAUAUUCCACAAAGAAAGCAAAAUUCAAUAGAAAAACAGCUUGCAGUAGUUUUAUAUAGAUUAGGUGGAAAAGCAACAAUUUGGGAUAUUUGUUCUAAAUUUGGAAUUGCUGAAGGUACUGUUCCAUUAUUUACUACCAGAGUUAUUAAAGUUUUAAAAAGUUUAAAAGAAGAUGUUAUUAUCUGGCCACAUAGUGAUUAUCGACAAAAAGUCCAUAAAGGUUUUGAGAAAAUGCACAGUUUUUCAAAUAUAAUUGGUGCAUUAGAUGGAUCUCAUAUGAAUUUGUUCGAAGCUUCAAGUAAAUUUAAUAAAGAUGUUUACUUUACAUGGAAACAUCGUUAUGCAAUUCACCUUCAAGCUGUUGUAGAUCAUCAAGGAAUUUUUAUAAAUUAUGAUAUCAGAUACCUAGCAUCAGUUCAUGAUGCAAAAGUAUUCCAGAAUUCUAGUUUAUAUUGUUGCAGAAAUCAGCUUUUUGAAGAAACUAAUUAUGUAUUAGCUGAUUCUGCAUAUCCAAUUUCUUUAAAUAUAAUUCCUUCAUUUAAAAAUCCUUUGAGCUUAGAUAAAAAUCAACAAAUUGCAUUUAAUAAAAAAUAUAGCAAAUCUCGUGUUAUAGUAGAACAGAUAUUUGGUCAAUUGAAAAAUAGAUUUCAGUUAUUAAAAGAGCUAAGAACAAAAAAUACCAAAACGGCAACUGAUUUAAUAGAAAUUUUAUUAAUUUUAUAUAAUAUUUUAGAAAGGAAUAACGAUAAGUGCAAGAAACCUUCAGAACAAAUAUUAAUAUAUAGAAUACAAUUGAUGAUGCUUGUAAUUUAUGAAGUGAUCAGAAAAUUAAAAAAGCGAAAAAUAUUAAAAGGCAAAAUUUAA
Messenger RNA from Scutellospora calospora, 1161 nucleotides. The record is from the annotation of a GenBank genome assembly. Lineage: Eukaryota; Fungi; Glomeromycota; Glomeromycetes; Diversisporales; Gigasporaceae.